Messenger RNA from Closterium sp. Yama58-4, 3492 nucleotides. Lineage: Eukaryota; Viridiplantae; Streptophyta; Zygnematophyceae; Desmidiales; Closteriaceae. The record is from the annotation of a GenBank genome assembly.
AUGGCAUCUCAAGCCCCAUCAGCACCACAAGUGGUAUCAGAACCUCACCUCCCACCACCACCAGCAGCACAGCCACCAACCGCCACAGCUGCCGCUCCCACCUCACCAGACAGCAUUCCCAGGCCUCCUCCAAAGCCGUAUGAAUCUGCUGCUGCCGCACCAGGCAGCAGCAGCACGGCCAGCGUUUCUGAGCCUUUUGUCCCGAAGCAGCCGGUUCGGGAGGACAUGGUUCGGCAGGCCGUGAGCUUCCUCUCCAACCCUAAGGUUCGGAGCUCCCCGGUUCGGUUCCGCCGAGCCUUCCUGGAGCGCAAGGGCAUGUCGGCAGAGGAAAUCGACGAGGCGUUCAGACGCUGCCCUGACCCUUCAACAGGGUCAGAGGACGUGGAGCAGCAGGCACAGGCGCAGCAGGCAUUUUCAUGGUCGAAGCUGGCGGUGGCUCUGGCUGUUGUGGGGGCAGGCACUGCCGGCACUGCUGCCGUUGCAAAGCGGCUCGUUCUCCCACGCCUCAAGACCUGGCUUCAGGAAACUGCAGCACAAGAAGCUUCCAAGAAAGGCAAGCGGCGGAGCAAGCAGGCUGCAAAGAAGAGCAGCAAGGGGAAGAAAGGAAGCAAACGACGAGCACAGGAAGCCAUGACUGCAGAGGUGCAGCAACUAAAGGCUGCCAACGUUGCUAAUGCUGCUGCUGGUUCUGGUGUCAGUGGUGGUGCUUCAGGUGCCGGAGUUGUGGGAGCAGCAGCGGCUGGCAUUGCUGCUGCAGGUUCAGACAUGCGUUCUGCCCUCGCAUCUCGCCAGCCCACCACCCAGCAGCAGCAGCGCAGUGACCCCCCCUACGCCCAGCCCUACUCGGCUCAGUCCUACUCGGCUCAGUCCUAUUCCCCCCAGCCCUACUCCGCCCAGCCGUGGCGCCCGUCUAGUGCCCCCGCACCCUCUUCGGCCUCUGCUGCUCUGGGCGCUGGAAGUAGCAGUGCGCUGACUGGUGGACCUAGUGCAGGUUCAGCUGGUGCAGGCUCAGGUGGAGCAGGGGCAGCUAACGGCCCUCCCCAUCCCAAGUCCUUUUACGAGGUGAUGGAGAUGGUGAAGCGAGGAGAAACACCCCCAGGCAUCAAGGACAUCAACGACAAGCCUCCCAAUCCGGAGCAGCCCCCCUCAGACUCCCGCCUGGCUCGCCCCCUCAAGCCAUACCAGCAGCAGCAGCAGCCGUUCGGCCACCCAUCUGCUUACAACCAUGGCGUCAUGGGUUCAGCUUAUGGUUCUACUAACGGGGGUGACUAUAACGGAGGGAUGGGCUACACUGGUGCUAGUGCUGGUGCACGUAACGGCGGCUCUGUGGAUGAUGCUCCCUGGUCCCGCCGCCCGCCUGCCACGUCAUCAUCCGCUGCUGCUGCUGACUCAGCAGCCGCAGCCGCUGCCUCUGGAAUGUUCUCCGAUUCUCCCAGUGGAGAAGCAUCAGGGGGUGCAGCGGCGGAGACAGCAGGGGAAACAACAGGAGGUAUCUCAGGUGGAGUCUCAGGUGGCUCAUCAGGUGUCCCAUCAGCUGCGGGGCCAUCAGGUGGAGGGGGAUGGAGGCCCCCAGCGCUGCUGAAGCCAGUGCUGCCAGAGGCAGCCACAGCCAUCCGCCAGUGGCCCGCUGCUAGAGCACCUAACUACUGGGGCGGCCCUUCCGCCUCCUCCCUUGCUGAUCCAUCCGACGUCGCAGGGUCGGCGCAUGCGACGAAUUCACUCGCACACAUCACGCGCUUCGCACGUGCGAGUCACGUCAAUGCCAGCAUCGUGUCGCCCGCAAUGUCAUUCGCUCACGCCUUCCCCCGUUAUCGCCUUCACAAUAUUUUCCGUCAUUUCCGGAUUUCUGUCAACCUCAAUGUGCUGCCUUUCCCCGCCGCUUUCGCUCCCUCUCCGACCGCCUCCCCUGCUCCGCCUUCCCCGCUACCCCGCUCUUGCUCCUUUCUCCGCGCAGCUUCCCUUUCCCGCGCGCGUUCCGCCGCCAGCGCCCCGCCGCCCUCCGCGCCACAUAGAAGCCCUUCCGCAACCCACCCGUCUCACGCGCAACACGCGCCGCUCCCCUUGCCCUUCCGCGCGGCAUGCAGCCCACAUUACGCAUCCCGGCGGGUAACCACGCGCGCAGCAGCCGCGGGGGUUGCGGGGGACAGGGGAGAGAGGGGCGCGAACGGGGAGCAGCACCGUGGAAUAAGCGCGGAAACUGGUCGUGGAGGAGAACCAAUUGCAGGUCUUGCUAUGCCCGUGGAUUUUGAGGAGUGUGAGCGCGAGCAGGCGGAGUGUGUGGUGGUGGGCGCGGGCGUGGUGGGGCUGGCAGUGGCGCGCGGUGGGGGAGCGGAAAGAGGAAGCAUCAUGCCCGUGGAUUUCGACUCAUCUGAGCGCGAGCAGGUGGAGUGUGUGGUGGUGGGCGCGGGCGUGGUGGGGCUGGCGGUGGCGCGCGCGCUGGCAGCGGCGGGGCGGGAGGUGGUGGUGGUGGAGGUGGGGGAGGGCGUGGGGGGCGGCAUCAGCUCGCGCAACAGCGAAGUGAUUCACGCGGGGCUGUACUACCCACAUGGAUCACUCAAGGCGCGGUUCUGUGUGGAGGGGCGGCGGCAGCUUUACGCUUUCUGUGAGGACAGGGGAGUGCCGCACCGCAGGGUCGGCAAGCUGGUGGUUGCCACGUCAGCAGACCAAGUGCUGCAACUGGAGAAGCUUAAGGCGAGUACAACUGCUCUGCAGUUCUGCCAUACCCGCAUGCUGCUGCCAUGCUGCAACAUUCAUCCUCUCCUCCCUACCCACGCGCAGGGCAACGGGGUGGAGGGGCUUCAGAUGCUGAGCCAGGAGGAGGCGAGGGAGAUGGAGCCACGAGUGCAGUGCCAUGCUGCGCUGCUGUCGCCCCACACUGGCAUCGUGGACACACAUGCGCUCAUGCUCGCUCUUCAGGCAGAGGCAGAAGCAGCAGAGAAAAAUAGAUUCGACCCAGAUCCCACAGACCGCACACGUUUCACAGGAGCCCACGACGCAACAUCCCAACUUCCUCCCCUGCACCUGCCUGCCCUCUACCUCGCUCGGGGACACUACUUUGCUUGUUCUGGCCCACCGCCCUUCUCCCGCCUCGUCUAUCCGCUGCCAGAGCCGGGGGGGUUGGGAGUGCAUGCCACGGUGGACCUGGCCGGUCGAGUGCGGUUCGGCCCCGACGUGCAGUGGUUGGACUCGGUUCCGCUCUCUGCUGCUCACGGCAUGCCGAUCAGCUAUGACUAUUCUGUGGACCCACAAAGGGCUGAAUCAUUCUACUCUGCGAUCCGCAAAUACUAUCCGACACUGGCGGAUGGCUCUCUGCAUGCCGGCUAUGCCGGCAUUCGCCCCAAACUCACCGCCCCGGGGGAACCUGCUGCUGACUUCGUGAUUCAGACCCACGCCACGCACGGCAUGCCAGGCCUCAUCCACCUUCUCGGUAUAGAGUCUCCAGGGCUCACCUCGUGUCUUGCCAUUGGCGACCAUGUGAAGCACCUGCUGUAG